AUGGCAGCGAGUCACCAAGCUCCGGCACCACCAGUGGCGGUACCUCCAGCUGCAGCUCACGAGAACGAUGGGAAGUAUCUUGACAGAGAUGGGUGGAUUUAUCGAUGUGAACAAUUCUUUGAAUAUGAGGGAACGAGUGAUGAGAAGAAGGUUAGAAUAGUAGCUAUUAACCUAGAAGGUAGGGCAUUGCAAUGGCAUCGAGCAAUGAUGAAGGGACGAGUGGGAAUGGGAUUACCCAAUUGGAAUGACUACCUUAGGGGGUUAUACCACAGAUUUGGCCAUGCCAUACAUGAGGAUCCUAUGGCGGAGCUAAUUAGCUUGAAACAAACGGGGAAUGUGCAUGAUUUCUUGGAUUCUUUUGAUGGGCUGUUAAACCAAGUCGAGUUAUCUGAGGCAUACUCUAUCAGUUGUUUUUUAAAGGAGUUAAAACCAGAAAUAGAGGUGCAAGUGAGGAUGUUAUCUCCACGAACUUUAACAAAGGCCUACAUCUUAGCCAAGUUAGCUGAACAUUCACUGAACUUGCAAAGGAAUCAGAGGAAUUUUAGACCCUUAUUACCAACUCCAACUUCUUCUGGGAAUUCAAACCCCAGAGGGAACCUACAGAUUCAGGGAGUUGGGAGUAGCAGAAGUGUAGAAGGGAACAAAUUCCUUGGUUCAAAUGGAAAGUCUGUAGUGAGGGGAUCUAAGAAGCUAUCCACAACUAAAAUGGAUGAAAGGAGAGCCCUAGGGUUGUGUUUUUGGUACGAUGAGAAGUUUGUUCCUGGUCAUAAUUGCAGGGGAAAGAAGCAAAUGUACCUGCUAGAAAUAGGAGAGGAAGAGGAAGACUGGGAUAUUGCUGAAAAUUUUAGUGAGAAGGAGAAUAAAGAGGAAUCAGCUCUAAGUCCUCAGAGGUCUGUUCAUGCACUCGAUGGAAUAGUGGAUUAUAGAACAAUGAGGGUAAAAGGUGGUGUAAAAGGAAAGAUGGUACAUGUUUUGAUAGACACAUGGUCCACCCAUAACUUCAUGGACCUGGAUGUAGCUAAGAGAUUGGGGUGCAACCUGGAGACUAUUCCUCCAUUUUCUGUGGCAGUUGCCAAUGGCAGCAAGAUUCACAGUAGGUACAUGAGCAAGGGAAUUACAUGGAAGAUGCAAGGAGUGAAAUUCAGAUCUGACAUGGGAUAUAAAAUGGAACUUCAUGCAGUUGAAGAUGGAGUUCCAGAUUGUGGGAAAAAGGUGUCACUCAGAAGUAGCCAGCUAGGUGCUCCUAAGUUGUUAGACAAUCACAAGAUGCAAAGGUUACUACACAAAUCUGGGGAGUUGAGCAUGAUGAUCACAACCUAUGUUCAACCAAUCAAGGGUGAACUUGCUACUCUGAAUUCCCAACAAGUGCAGGGUUCUGAUGACGUGCAGAAGUUACUGAGCAAACACACUGGUCUCUUUGAAGCACCUAGAGCUUUACUUCCUCACAGAAGUCAUGAUCACAGGAUUAUACUCAAAGAAGGAACCUCAUCUAUCAAUGUCAGACCUUACAGAUAUGCUGCUAACCAAAAGGAUGAGAUAAAAAGAAUGAUCAAAGAGAUGCUGGAUUCUGGUAUUAUCAGGCCUAGUGUAAGUCCCUAUUCCUCACCUAUUGUCAUGGUCAAAAAUAAAGAUGGCACUUGGAGACUUUGUAUAGAUUAUAGGCAAUUAAAUAACUGCACUGUUAAGGACAAAUUUCCAAUUCCUGUGAUAGAGGAACUGUUAGAUGAAUUGGGAGGGGCAAAGUUUUUCUCAAUACUAGACUUAAGGUCUGGUUAUCACCAGAUUAGGAUGGCUGAUCAAGACAUUGAAAAGACAGCUUUUAGAUCUCAUAAUGGAUACUAUGAGUUUGUGGUUAUGUCAUUUGGCUUAACCAAUGUAGAGUACUUGGGUCAUAUUAUCACUCAACAAGGGGUAGAAGCUGACCCAGGGAAGGUGAAGGUAAUGGUGGAAUGGCAUGUGCCCAAAACUGUGAAGGAACUCAGGGGAUUUCUGGGUUUAACAGGUCAACAGAAAUGGGUUGCUAAACUUAUGGGGUAUGACUACAACAUCAUGUGCAAGAAAGGAAAGGAGAAUGUAGCAGCAGAUGCUCUGUCAAGGUUCCCUAUGAACAACAUUCAACUAUUAACUAUCUCUACUCUGUCCUCAGACUUCCUUGCAAGAGUGCUAUCAUCUUACUCAGGAGAUCAACAUUUACAGCAGCUGGCAACUCAGCUUAGUCAGAAUGCAUUAGCCAGUCCUAUCUAUUGGCUAAAAGAUGGCAUCAUAUACAGAUAA
Nicotiana tabacum (common tobacco) is the source of this 2274-nucleotide messenger RNA. RefSeq lists its product as uncharacterized. Lineage: Eukaryota; Viridiplantae; Streptophyta; Magnoliopsida; Solanales; Solanaceae. The record is from RefSeq and is a predicted model, not a curated record.